GCCAAUGGGAAAGCUUAAACUAACAAACUCAAUGUCUGGGCGCUCUUGUCGAGUAUCUCACACUAUGUCUUGUUAUUUGUAGAUGAUUUAGUGGAACCAGUUGGAUGAUUGUAUGGACUGUAGGCUACAAUGCUGUUUUCUCAAAGAAAAAAACUGAAGGUGACGCUACUGCAUCUCUUCGUACUCUGCUCAGCGCAGCAUUCAGCCCAACCUGAGACUCGGCAGGUGAAAGGCAUCGUGGGAACGGUUUUCUAUUUUCCAGAAAGGGUGUUGAACUCUGGCAAUUUACUUAAUCAACAUUUUGGCAGUAUUGCACAGGUGCACCCUGUUAAAAAAAGUAAUACCAACCUUGAGAAGAGAUUUCAAAACCGCCUUCACUGGAACAAUGUUACUGGAUUCUUCACUUUGUCAGACUUACAAAUAGAUGAUUCUGGGGUUUAUACUGUGGAGAAUACAGAUGAAGGGAAGACAACACAUACAUUUCAGCUGACUGUGUACUAUGUUCUGUCCAAACCUCAGGUGACGGUCCAUGAUAAAAUCUCCUGUAGCGCAGUGUGUUCUGUGGAGAACGGGAGAGAGGUGACCCUGUCCUGGUACAAAGGAGGGGAGAUACUCAACCAGACCAGCAGCCCUGACCACAACAUCACCCUCUCUAUACCUCUCAAGGUGGAUGAACAGAACAGAGACUCUUACAGAUGUGAGGCUGCCAACCCAGUGAGCAAGGAGACAGCUGUUGUUCCACAUUCCUGUAUAGAGAGUGAUCCCUCUAAGAUGACAGAUGGUGAUGAGAGGACUCAAGAUUGUCUUAUUAUUGCUGUAAUCUGUGUUCUGGUUGCCUCAGGACUUGUUGGACUUACAAUAUAUCUGAAGAAGAGGAGAAACGGACACUCACGUGCAGAUUCACCUGAAAGAAAGCAAGAUGACGUUCAGUAUGCAGAGAUAACUCACAUUAAACCAGCAGAAAACCAGGAGGAGCGAAGAGGUAUACCAGAACUGGAGUCACUUAGAGACAACCCUGACCUGACAUUAGUUUAUUAUACACUCCAGUAACAUCACAUGGCUGCCAGCGAGGAUGUUAACACUGCAUGAAGGAGAGGGAACAGGAAGUUAAUGAGAAGGUGACAUGAUAAUUUACAUCCAAGAGAAGGCGUUACAUCUUAGUGGACUUUGAGACAAGAUGAUAGUAAAUAUUCAUCUCAAAAACUUUUGUACAGUUGUUUCUGGAGAAAAUUCCCAUUUAACCAUUGUGCUGUUGUUAUCAUUUCAAACCUCCUUUGUUGGUCAUUCUCAGUCUCUUGUUGAAUUUGGGCCUCGAUGAGAUUCACUGAUGCAGACAAAUUAAAUAACUAUACCUAGGGUUAUUAGUAGGGUGAUCCCUCUUUUCAAGUGCCCAUUGUCCCAAUGUAUAGAUCAAAACAAAUGGAACCUCUUUUAAUACAAUUCACUAGUGUGUUUGCUACGCUACAGCUGGGCCGAAACUUA
Messenger RNA from Oncorhynchus tshawytscha (Chinook salmon), 1482 nucleotides. Its product is annotated as hepatocyte cell adhesion molecule. NCBI's taxonomy places the organism in Eukaryota, Metazoa, Chordata, Actinopteri, Salmoniformes, Salmonidae. The record is from RefSeq and is a predicted model, not a curated record. The transcript has 6 exons. Bases 130 to 1050 code for a protein of 306 amino acids.